AUGGAUAGAUCGUCAGGGUUUAUCCGCACAUUUGAUGCUUUCCGAUAUAUCGAUGGUGCCAUAGAUCACCAGUUCACUGUUGACGAAUUGGUACGCAAAGAUCUGGUGAUAAAUUUAGACCUUGUUGUCGCCAUGCCGUGCAAUUACAUACACACAAACGUCAGAGACUCGACCGACGACAGAUUCUUAGCAGCAGAGCUGUUGAACUACCAAGGGACGACUUUCAACAUUCCGCGAUGGUACGAGCAAUCUGCCAAGAAAAUUGUCACUCCUGAACUGGAAGCAGUUUUGGAAAGAUCGCUUCAAGCCAGGUUCCAGUACCAGGGCGAACACCACGACGAAGGAGCACCUGCUUGUCGUAUAUUUGGCGCAAUUCCAGUGAAUAGAGUCAAGGGCGAGCUUCACAUUACCGCAAAAGGGUACGGGUAUAGAGACAGAACGCGUAUCCCUGCUGAGGCUCUGAAUUUCACUCACGCUAUUUCAGAGUUUUCAUUUGGUGAAUUCUUCCCUUAUUUGGACAAUCCGCUGGAUAUGACCCUCAAGAAGACGGACACCCAUUUACACACUUUCAAAUACCACUUGAACGUCGUGCCGACCCUUUAUCGUAAACUGGGGGUGGAGAUCGACACCAACCAGUACUCACUCUCGCUCACAGAGUCUUCUGGCAAAUACGUUCCUGGGAUAUUUUUCCAGUACGACUUCGAGCCAAUAAAGCUCGUUGUUGAGGAGACCAGAUUAUCAUUCUGGCAAUUCGUGGUACGUUUGGCAACGAUAAUGGGUGGGAUUCUUGUGGUUGCCGGGUGGUUAUACAAACUGUUCGACAAGCUGAUUUUGCUCACAUUUGGCAAGGAGUUUGCCAAGAGGGGCCAGGAGAAGAAGGAAGGCGGUUUGCUCGACAACGUCGAGGACUUCGAGAAAAUAUAG
Molecule: messenger RNA, 924 nt
Organism: Ogataea angusta
Lineage: Eukaryota; Fungi; Ascomycota; Pichiomycetes; Pichiales; Pichiaceae
Exons: 2
Coding region: 1-924 (307 amino acids)
Biological process (GO): retrograde vesicle-mediated transport, Golgi to endoplasmic reticulum; endoplasmic reticulum to Golgi vesicle-mediated transport
Cellular component (GO): endoplasmic reticulum membrane; Golgi membrane; COPII-coated ER to Golgi transport vesicle
Source: RefSeq, a predicted model, not a curated record